AUGUCGGAGGCCGUGAAGGGGUUAGGGAGGGAGGCACGGGCGCGGCAGGGUCGAGAGAGGGCGGGGUGGUUCGGACGGCUCAAUCCUCCUCGACAAAGACUUCAUCCCCUCGACAAAGACUUCAUCCGCGACGUCUUCUACAACGGCUGCGAUCCCGCCGACAUCGACGAGGCAACCGAUCUCCUGGGCUCGUUUCCCCCUGCCCUCAUGAACGUCCCCGUGACGUGCACAGCCUAUCGCGAGAUCGUCUGUGAGAAUGAUUGGGCCUUGCCUUGCUCCGUCCAGGAGCGGAUGAUUGCCCAGGGUGGUGGCGUCUUCCAUGUCGAGCGCUGUCAGGAGGCCAAUGCGCCGUAUUUGAGUAAUACCCGGUUUGUUGUUGAGUGUGUUAAAAGGGCGGCGGGGGAGGACGUGUAG
Aspergillus heteromorphus CBS 117.55 is the source of this 414-nucleotide messenger RNA. RefSeq lists its product as uncharacterized. The record is from RefSeq and is a predicted model, not a curated record. The transcript is spliced from 2 exons. The coding region runs from base 1 to 414 and encodes 137 amino acids. NCBI's taxonomy places the organism in Eukaryota, Fungi, Ascomycota, Eurotiomycetes, Eurotiales, Aspergillaceae.